AUGUGUGCAUCUAUUUUUUUCAAUGGAAGUUAUAGAGUAUACUCUUUAUAUUUUGAACUUUUAUAUUUUGGUGCAUUACAACAAUUAAUGCUAUCAUUUAUCAUGGAUGCCGUUAUUUUGAAUAUGCUUGGAUUUUUUUUAUCAAUAUUUACAAGUAUAAUAGCAAUAAUGUCGUGUCUACUUAUUCUUUUACAACGACGAUAUCGACAAAAUCUUGAAUUCUUUAUCUAUGCUACAACAUGCUUUGCUAUUUCUCUACUUUCAUUAUCGUUAUUUUCGUUGACUAUACGAACACUAAAACUUGAUUUUAGUAUUGGAUAUAAUAGUGAUUCAGUAAUAUGUCGAUUACAAGCAUAUUUUGUUUGUGUUACUGCUUCAGCAAGUUUUAAUGGUUAUUGUCUUCAAGCUGCUUCAAGAUUAAUUCAUAUUGUGUAUCGUCAACAUGUUUGGCUUCGAACAUUCAAAUUUCAUUUAUUGGCUGUUAUCUUUAGUUGGCUAUUAGCUUGUCUUCUCAUGUGUCCAUAUCUUAUUAUUGAAAAUUUCUUAGUCUAUCUUCCAAACGAAAAUUAUUGUUUAAUAGCUUUUACAAAUCUACCAGGCAUGAUUUACAUAUUUUUAUCGACAUUUAUUAUUCAAUUCGGAUUUGUUACUCUAGUUUAUUUUCGUCUUGUUGUUUUUCUUCAUCAUUCAAAUGUACAGAAUGCUAAUCGAGAAAUUGCAGUAGUCAAGAGUAUAUUUUAUACUGUUCUAACUAUGAGCAGUAUAGGCAUGCUAAAUGCUAUCGUUUGGGCAGUAUAUUUCUUUACAAAUUAUUUUCAUUCAAUGUCUUAUCGUCUGCAACUAUUGUCGUACUCAAUAAGUACACUUUUAAUGAAUGUAGUAAUGAUUGUUACCAAUCCUCGUUUACGAAGCUUAGUAUUUAUACGAAAACGAACUGUUAGACCUCUACGCUAA
Molecule: messenger RNA, 954 nt
Organism: Rotaria sp. Silwood1
Lineage: Eukaryota; Metazoa; Rotifera; Eurotatoria; Philodinida; Philodinidae
Source: the annotation of a GenBank genome assembly